AUGCCUGAGACCACCACUCCCCAAGUCCCCGCCUCCUUCGGCGACAACAAGGGCAUCAAGUUCACCUUCAAGACUGGAAACGCCCGCUACCAGUGUGUCCUCCAGGACCGCUCUGCCUAUGAGCGCACCAAGGCUACCCGCCAGAACUCUUCUGACUCUGUCUCUUCCACCGACUCUACCCAGACUGAGAAGUCUUCUCACUAA
Fusarium coffeatum is the source of this 204-nucleotide messenger RNA. RefSeq lists its product as uncharacterized. Lineage: Eukaryota; Fungi; Ascomycota; Sordariomycetes; Hypocreales; Nectriaceae. The transcript is spliced from 2 exons. Bases 1 to 204 code for a protein of 67 amino acids. The record is from RefSeq and is a predicted model, not a curated record.